AUGACAGAAGAACACAUUCUAGAUGAUCCUUUAGUCUUUGUCUUGUCGCCGCGUGGAACUCAAGAAGCUCGUGGUUCACAUUCUAGGAAGAGGUCACGAGCUGCAGAAAUGCAUAACCUUUCCGAAAAGAUACGGAGAGAAAAAAUUAACGAGAAGCUUAAGACUCUGCAAGAACUCAUUCCUGGAUGCAGCAAGAAGGAUACAGCUUCAACGCUGGAUAGUGUUAUCGAGUACGUGAAAUCGGUCCAGAUGAAAGAGCAGGUAAUGCCCCACAUGAGGAUGAAUAUGAACCGGCCUCCUCCAUUGAUACCUUUCUCGGGCACACCUUUUCCUAGGCCGCCUCAUAUGGCGGGUGUAGGUCGUCCAUCGUCAUGCCCAGCGCCACGCUACCCUACUGAUCCAUCUAGAGUCCAUUUACGAAGUCCUCAGCCUAACCCGGUUUCGAACCAGCCUCAGUUUCCGACUUACAUGAAUCCCUAUAGCCAGUUUGUUGGUCUCCACCAGAUGCAACAACCUCCUUCUUCAUUGCAUAGUCAAACAACAUCGCAUUAUUUCAGCCAUGCAAGUAGUAGCAAAGAACCUGAUGAUCAGGGCAACCAAUCAACAGGUUGA
Camelina sativa (false flax) is the source of this 612-nucleotide messenger RNA. The record is from RefSeq and is a predicted model, not a curated record. NCBI's taxonomy places the organism in Eukaryota, Viridiplantae, Streptophyta, Magnoliopsida, Brassicales, Brassicaceae.